ACCAUUUAGACUCACCAUUCCUCUCCUUCCAUGGAUAACUCUUAUCCCUUCCUUCAAGACACAAGAUAUACCCAUCAUUCCUCUCCUUCCAUGGACAACUCAACGUGAAAGUGAGGACAAAAAUUUAGACAUUUAGAUUUCAUACAAUACAAACACACAUACAUGGCUGAGAAGGAGUUCACCACUGCUGAACUGGUGGAGGCCCAGGCACAAGUUUGGAACCUCAUGUUCGGCUACUUGAAAUCCAUGUGUCUCAAGUGUUCACUGGAGCUCGGUAUCGCUGAUGUUCUCAAGAAACAUGGCAAGCCAAUGGAGCUCUCUGAGUUGACCUCGGCUCUCUCAAUCCCGCCAUCAAAGUUUGAACCUUUCGAUCGCUUCAUGGCUACUCUAGUUCACCUAGAGUUAUUCGGCAAAAAACAAGAUGAUUUAGGUGCCACAAAGUAUAUGCUUACACCGGCAUCCCAUCUCUUGGUUAAAGAUGAAGCCUUGAACAUCACACCUUUAAUUAUCUUGAACCUAGAUCCUUUCAUUUGUGACUCUUCACAUGUCUUGGCGCCAUGGUUCAAGAGCCCUAAGGAGUCUCCGUUUGAGCUUUAUUUUGGAAAAGGGAUUACGGAUGUACUUGGUGAGAAGCCGGAGUUUAACAAGAUGUUAAAUGAAGGGAUGGCUAGUGAUUCAAGAUUUGUUUGUAAUGUUGUUAUGACGAGCUGCAGAGAUGUGUUUAAGGGGUUGAAGUCAGUGGUCGAUGUUGGUGGUGGCACUGGAACUAUGGCAAGAAGUAUAGCUCAUGCUUUCCCGGGGAUUAAGUGCACUGUGUUUGAUCUCCCUCAUGUGAUUGAUACCGUGGAAGAUCAACAACCUGGUGUGGAGUAUGUUGGAGGUGACAUGUUUGCGUCUGUCCCUCAUGCAAAUGCUGUGUUAUUGAAGUGGAUUUUAAAUUGCUGGAAUAAUGAAGAGUGUGUCAAAAUAUUGCAAUGUUGCAAGGAAGCCAUUCCACCUAGAGCGGAUGGGGGGAAAAUUAUUAUAAUUGAUAUGGUGAUCGGAGCUGUAGCAAACAAACAUGUUUGUGCAGUAGAAACUCAACUACUUCAUGAUUUAUUACUGAUGAGUCUCGCCGGUGGAAAAGAAAGAAAUGAACGUGAAUGGCAUACUAUAUUUGUAUCUGCAGGUUUCACAGAUUAUAAAAUUACGCAUUUUUUAGGUAUCCGAUCAAUUAUUGAGUUAUAUCCUUAAAAAGGGUGGCUUAUUUUAAAUAGUUUAAUUACUAAUAAAUUUUAAAUUUAUAUGAAGCAUCUGUAUCGAGUGAACAUGCUCAGUUUGUUAUUUUAUAUAUUUUAAUAGAAUAAAUAUUAUUUUAUAUAUUAA
Dioscorea cayenensis subsp. rotundata (Guinea yam) is the source of this 1365-nucleotide messenger RNA. RefSeq names its product trans-resveratrol di-O-methyltransferase-like. Gene Ontology annotation, biological process: methylation. Gene Ontology annotation, molecular function: S-adenosylmethionine-dependent methyltransferase activity; O-methyltransferase activity; protein dimerization activity. The transcript is spliced from 2 exons. Lineage: Eukaryota; Viridiplantae; Streptophyta; Magnoliopsida; Dioscoreales; Dioscoreaceae. The record is from RefSeq and is a predicted model, not a curated record. Bases 163 to 1233 code for a protein of 356 amino acids.